AUGGGCGGUGUCACCGACAACGACGUCGGAUCCGUAAUCUCCCCAGACGACCAGCUCCAGAAUGGUCUAAAUGACUACAUUAUCUCUCCUCAAGAGGAGCGACGGAACUUCUCUAUGCUGGAGACAGCGUCAGCAUCACACAGUGACAAUGGAGGCAAGUACGACACUGCGGUGCUGCCGUAUCGCCCCAGUUCCGAGUCCGACACAAGCUCCGUGAAUUUCACCGACUCAUUGAUGGUCGUGGGCAAGCAACUCCCAUCGGGAAGAGCUGUGGCCGCUCUAGAUCUCUUCGCACGCGAGAACAUUGGACUACUCAUCAACUACAUCGCUGUCGGUGCAGUACACGGACUCUUCCAAGCCUUGAUGUAUCCGUAUUUGAACGCAUACCUCAAUAUGGACGACUACUUGGCCUACUCUGCAGAGCGAUGGCUUGCUGUACCUUGGCUGCUUAAAGUCUUCUUCGCAAUGCUGUCGGAUGGAGUUCCAGUCAAAGGUUCUCGUCGACGAGCGUACAUGCUGAUCGGAUGGAUUAUUUGCUUCUUCUUUUCCUUCAUUAUGAGUGUAUUGCCAUCCGAGACGCCAUAUUUAACGGAUGAAGUGGUGACCAAUAGAGCUGCUGCCGAAGCUGGCAACAAAUACGUAGCCAUGUUCGUGAUCGCUACAUUCGGCUACGUCUUGGCGGACACAGCGAGUGAUGGAAUGUUGGUGGAAUUUGCACAACUACAUCAGGCAAGUGAGCAACAACAGAUGCAACUGCACCACCAACAACGAGAACUUCAGGGUGAGAUCAACCCGAUGCCAAUGCCUCCACCACGAGCUUCAGGACCGACUUACGUUGUCACGACACUUUUUGCAGCACGCUAUCUCGCACAGUCUUUCACGAUGUUGUUGGUAGCAUUCAUGUGUAAUAGUGAUUCCUACGGAGGUACAUUCGGAUGGGGAGCUUCGGUCAACAGUAUGAUGAUAAUUGUUGUCCUCGUAUCGGCCGGGACAGUUGCUUCAACGUGGUUUUUGCUGUUAGAAGAUGAAAACCCCGCGGGUUACAACGUUCACAUGUUAACAUUGCGCGAGUGGAAAGCGACUGCGUACAAGUUGUUCCAUCAACGCGCGAUCGUGCAGUUGAUGACGUAUAUGUUCCUCUCGCGUCUGUGCUUCACGUACUAUGCUACAUCUGCCAAGGCAGUGUACGCAUACUGGUCUCCAGCAGGGACGUUACUGACCAACAUUUUUUCGAGCUUGAAUGCUGCGGUGUUUGCUAUAGCAGCACUACUAAUUGGACGUGGACCUACGAUGCGGAUCUUAAAGAAACUGGGCUGGCGUCAGACUGUAGCUGGCUCAGUGGUGAGCACUGCUGGACUCGUCCUCGUAGUGGCUUUAUUCACGGUAUUCAACUUGGUACGCGUCGGUGGGUUGACGCUGUUUGUCGAGCAGAUCAUUGCAAUGCUCGAAGCGCUCGCGUAUUUCGUGGCUCUUCUCGCUGCUGUGGCAGUCGCGGAGCCUGGACUGGAGUGUACGUCGUUCAGUUUGAUAAUUACGAUGGGGAAUCUCGCUGUUCCGUUCGCUAUCUCGCUGUCUCAAGCUAUCGGAGAACACUUCGACGUCUACGACUCCGAGUACGAAGCGGAUUCAAGUCACGCACGAGCUCAGGCCAUGUAUUGUUUCCUCGUUGCGGUAGUCAUUCGAGCUUUCCACCUUACUCUACUGCCUUUACUUCCCGAUUGUGCUGAAGCUGCACGUGCCUUGAAGCUCUCUCGCUUCACAGGAAGAAAAGGCUCGGUGAUCGUGAUGGCGGCUAGUGUAUGUACAGCGUUCCUGGUUUUCUGGGCACUACUCACGACGACACUUUCGUCGUUUGAACGCACUUCUUGCCUUGAUGUAGCUGGCGGAGAAGGCUGCUAG
Phytophthora infestans T30-4 is the source of this 1899-nucleotide messenger RNA. RefSeq lists its product as uncharacterized. NCBI's taxonomy places the organism in Eukaryota, Oomycota, Peronosporomycetes, Peronosporales, Peronosporaceae. The transcript has a single exon. Bases 1 to 1899 code for a protein of 632 amino acids. The record is from RefSeq and is a predicted model, not a curated record.